AUGCAUUCAACUGCUGCUGACUUUUUUAUUCCAUCCAGUCGAAUUUCUACAGAUCGUCGAUGUGACAAUUGUGGUGAUAGUAUAGAUCUAAUUAGUUGGCGCCAAUGUAAAGUAUGCAAAUUAUUUGAUUUAUGCAUUUUAUGUUCACAACCUGGUGCAAUAUUUGUUAAAGGUGUUUAUGAUAAACAUAAACAAUUACAUAAGAAAAUAGGAGUAAAUGAAUCAAUAAAAUUUAUAGAAUUCAGUGAAGGAUUUUAUCAGGCUACACCAACAGAAGUGGUCAUAGAAGGAAGAAAGCGUCAUUUCAACUAUAUUGUCGAACAGAAUAAGAUCCAAGAUGAUUAUGAUAUGUAUAUUGUUACUGCUGAAUUGAUUAGGAUGGAAAAAGAAGGCAUAAAAUCAUCAUCAUUGGUACGCCAAUUAAGUUUAAUGAUGAAAGAUUAUCAUCUACAAGCAUUCACAAAAGAUAUACGCAUACUCAGUCUAGAUGGUGGUGGUAAGCAGACAAAAUAG
Didymodactylos carnosus is the source of this 513-nucleotide messenger RNA. The record is from the annotation of a GenBank genome assembly. NCBI's taxonomy places the organism in Eukaryota, Metazoa, Rotifera, Eurotatoria, Philodinida, Philodinidae.